Molecule: messenger RNA, 1749 nt
Organism: Mobula hypostoma (lesser devil ray)
Lineage: Eukaryota; Metazoa; Chordata; Chondrichthyes; Myliobatiformes; Myliobatidae
Product: nuclear factor 7, brain-like
Exons: 6
Coding region: 209-1624 (471 amino acids)
Biological process (GO): protein ubiquitination
Cellular component (GO): cytoplasm
Molecular function (GO): protein binding; zinc ion binding; ubiquitin protein ligase activity
Source: RefSeq, a predicted model, not a curated record
CCAAGCUCUUCUCUCCGGCUUUAUCUAUGUGAGACUUGUUUGAUGUGUUUCUGACCCCUGCUGUGGAAAUGAACAUGAAUCCUUCUCACGGGAAAGGAACAUUCAUUCCCGAGACCGCAGCGCCCCUAGAGGACAAUCGCGGUACCGCAGGCGCUCAGCAGCUCCCGAAAGUGAAAGGAUCCUGAACCAGGAAAUACCGGGAGUUAACAUGGCUUCGAAAGAACAGGUCGAGAGUUUAAGCGAGGAGGCAAUUUGUCCCAUUUGCCUGGAUUUCUUCACCGAUCCGGUUAUACUGGAGUGUGGACACAACUUCUGCCGCUCCUGCAUCACACGGUGUUGGGAAAGGGAGGAGAGAAACUCCUGCCCGGAAUGUAGAGAGGAGUUUGCAGACCGCACCCUCAGGGCCAAUCGGGCCUUAGCAAAUCUGUCUGAGAAAGCUCGAAAACUAAACCUGAAUCCGAAAGAGAAGGAAAAUAAACUUCACUGCGAGAAACAUGGGGAAGAACUGAAGCUGUUUUGUGAGACGGACAAGACACUGAUCUGCCUGGUCUGUAGAGAUGCGCGGGAACACAAGUCUCACAACUUCAUGCCGGUUAACGAAGCCGUUGAAAUCUACAAGGGUCGGGUUCAAUCUUCCUUAGACUCUCUCACGAAAAAGAAAUCAGACUUCGAGGAAAUGGAGCAACAACAGAAAGAGAAGAUUUCUGGAGUUCGGGAACAGUCACACAACGUUCAGUCCCAGAUCACAUCCCAUUUUGUUGAACUGCGCCGGAUUAUCACCGAGAAAGAGCAGCGCGUGCUCCGAGAUCUCAGGGAAGAAGAGGAGAGGAUUCUGAAUCCAAUGGAAAAAAAUCUUCGAGAGAUUCAAGAGAAUUUAAAUUCUAUCCAGGAGGAAAUCUCAAAGUUACAGGAACGGAUGGAUCAACAAGAAAAUAUCACAUUCCUCAUGGAGGAAGCUCGUCGGAAGAGGAGGAUUAGUGAUGAACAACAUAUAUUGUCAGUGACAGAUGGUGCCCUACUGGAUGAAAAAUUCUGUCACCCCUAUUUGUUCGACAUUGCAUUGGGAGAAGCGUUUGACGACAUUAAGCGAGUCUCUGUCACCCUGGAUGUGGAAACGGCGAGUCCGCUGCUCGAGGUGUCUGAGGAUCGGAAGAGUGUGAGAUACACCGGGACCCGGAGGAAUCUCCCGGACACCGGGAAGAGGUUCACACACUGGGCUUGUGUGCUGGGAUCGGAGGGAUUCACAUCGGGGAGACAUUACUGGGAGGUGGAGGUGACGGGGAAUCGGUGGUGGUGUCUGGGAGUCGCCGCAGAGUCUGUGAAGAGGAAGGGAUCGGUCACACCGAGUCCGGAGACCGGAUUCUGGAUCAUCGGGCGGGUUAAUGACGAGAUGUGGGUUUACACCUCCCCAGAGUCCCGUCUCCCUGCCGGUCCCAUCCCCGGGAGGGUGGGAGUUUAUCUCAGUUACGAGUCCGGGACAGUUUCAUUUUACAACGCGGAGACCAAGUCCCAUCUCCACACCUUCACUGGGAAUAAAUUCACGGGGAAACUUUAUCCUUUCUUCUGGACUUGGGAUGAAAACGAGUGGCUGAGAAUCUGCUCCGGUUCCGCUCCGGGUCUGUAAACGGGUCGGGUCCGGGACCGGCGUCAGGAGUAAGUCAGUGUAAAUAUAAAUGUGCAGAGAGUGAAAUAAACACGACGUGAGAAUUAUUGAUCCAUUAAUUUUAACUCGUUCACCGCAUCCGUCAA